AUGGUCACGUGACGAAGGGGCGGGGCUACACGUCUCGUCCGGAUUCCUGAGCGCGAGCCGAAUUUCCUGUCCACUUGGAGUGCAGAGCCGCGCGCGCAGCGGAGCUUUCAUUCUUUUCUUCUUACCCGGAGCUUCUAAACCCACAAACAUCAUAAACAAGAUGUUCCGAAGUCUCGCAGCUGUCGUGCUGCUGGUUGCAGUUUCCUGCCAAGCUCAGGAACCCCAGAGCAAGUCGAAGGUGUGUGCUAAUGUAUUCUGCGGUGCAGGCAGAGAGUGUGCAGUAACAGAGAAAGGCGAACCCACUUGCUUGUGCAUUGAGCAAUGUAAACCUCAUAAGCGCUCGGUGUGUGGCAGUAACGGCAAAACGUACAGAAACCACUGCGAGCUUCACAGAGACGCCUGCCUUACUGGACUCAAGAUCCAGGUGGCACAUGAUGGGCACUGCAGAGAAAGAAAGACAGAGAAGCCUGCUGCCAGUCCAGUGGUCUGCUACGUGGGUGACCGCAACGAACUGCGCAGACGUGUGAUUGAGUGGCUGCAGACUGAAGUUGUGCCAGACGGCUGGUUCACCAAAGGCUCCAACUUCACUGACAUCCUGCUCAAGUACUUCAAGAAUUACGAUAACGGUGACUCCCAGCUGGAUUCGGCUGAACUUCUGAGUUUCAUCCAGCACAACGAUUCAGCAGUGGAACUGCACUCAUACGUAGAGGAGGAGAACAACCGGCUGCUCAGGAGUCUGUGUGUUGAUGCAUUGAUCGAGCUCUCAGACCAGAACGCUGACUGGAAGCUGAGCUUUGAUGAGUUCCUCAACUGCCUUCGUCCAGGAUUUAACCCUCCAGAGAAAAAAUGUGCUUUGGAGGAUGAGACCUAUGAAGAUGGAGCAGAGACUCAGGUGGACUGUAACCUCUGUGUCUGCGCAUGUGGCAAUUGGGUCUGCACUGCCAUGACCUGUGACGAGAAAACCCCAGCUCUUGAGCCGUCUACCGGUGAUGAGACGAUGACGGAGGAGGAGUGGAGUCUGCGUGUGGCCGAGCUCAACAAACACCAGGAGACCAUGGAGCAGAUAAAGUCCAGCACAAAGGAGGUUUAAAAAAGGAACGAGGAGGAAUAGGUCACAGUCAGGACUCCUGAGAUGACACACUAUUACUGGGAGAACCACAUCAUGUAUUAUUUUCUAUCUUUGACCACAUUUAUCUAUCAUUGCUUUUUCUGUGUAACGACAUUAUAAUAGUUUUAGGUUGACGUCCUUCUUUAUGUCUGUUUGUGUGUCAAUAAGUGCUGUACAUUGUUUUUUUUAUACUAUCAUGCAAAGGUGCCCCAGCACUUUUUUUGUAUUUGUAUUUUUUUACUCAAUGUUACAUUUUUUGUCACAAUUUUUCAGUGUAGAUUUAGAUAUACAUUUUUUGCAUAUGAUUGAGACAAUGGCAGGCGAUGGAGCAGAAUAGUGAAGGAGGGAGACCUGCUGGAAUGACACAGCUGUUACACCAUGUCAGUUAUAUUACUUAGCGUAUCAAGCCACGAGAUAACAUGAAGCGAGAGAGCGGAGUAUGCCAACUCUCGAUACGCAAGUGCAAUGUCAGCUAAGGUCUCCUUUUCGCACACUCGCUGUCUCCACACAGACAAGACGGUCAUAGUCUUGAGACCUUUCAAAAAGGUGCUAAUAUGGAUUUCUUUCUUACUGUCUUUUUUAGCAGUGCAGCUUUCUAGCAUCAGCAUGCUCCUAGAGUACGUCUAGAUCGCAGGUUAGAGAAAAAAAAAGUAGAUUGUUUUUGCCGAUGUGUAUAGGAGCUCCACUCCUCCGUAAACUGUGAUUCUUCAGCUUUUUCGCGGAAAGAAAAUGGUUUCUUCUCCAAAAACACAACAGGAAUGUUUUCACAGCAUGGAUGCUCUGCUUCGCUUUGCGGAAUUGCUUUAUUUAGAAGUAGUUUGUGUUAAAGCGCUUUUGCUGUGCUCAUUUCUGUCAGGAACAUGUGAGUAAAAAAAAAAGAAAAAAGAAAAGAACAAAAAAGCAGAAUGGGAAUGAGCGUUAAUGUGCUGAUUUGAGCAGAAUGGAGGGGAGUUGUUUUGCAUAGAGGCGAGCUAGCCAAACAAACAAACAAAAACCCCAAAACAACCAAAGCGUGAUGUUACAAGUGUUUAAAUGUUGUACAGAUCCUCCAGGUAAAGCAGUACUCUGGACCCAGCAACAUCGUCAUACCUUUUAUUUCAUACAACUCUCAGAUUGAAGAUUAGACGAUUAGAUUCACGGUCACCUCUUUAGCUUUCAGGCUUUCUUACUGCAUAUGUGUGUGUGUGUGUGUGUGUGUGUGUGUGUGUGUGUGUGUGUGUGUGUGUGUGUGUGUGUGUGUGUGUAUUUUCUCACAUUCAUUUUCCUCUUUAAUCCACUAAUAUCAAGUUUUUAUGAUACUGAGUGCCUUAAAUAUACACACGCAGACAGAAUGGCCUUCUCUCAUGUCUAAUCACAGAUCGUAGGAUUCCAUGAAGAACAUUGCAGUGUUAUAGUAGUCAAAGCAGAAGACCGACUAAGACAGAACAACACCAUUUCAGUGUGAAGACGAUCUUGUUAACACCGAAUUGUAUUUGGUUUUACUUGUAUUAUGACUCUGUACUGUACAUCAAUAAAAGAAAUACCACGG
Silurus meridionalis is the source of this 2636-nucleotide messenger RNA. It is a transcript of the gene fstl1b, whose product is annotated as follistatin-like 1b. The record is from RefSeq and is a predicted model, not a curated record. Gene Ontology annotation, biological process: regulation of BMP signaling pathway; multicellular organism development; cell differentiation. Gene Ontology annotation, molecular function: protein binding; calcium ion binding. The transcript has 11 exons. Bases 161 to 1090 code for a protein of 309 amino acids. Lineage: Eukaryota; Metazoa; Chordata; Actinopteri; Siluriformes; Siluridae.